Molecule: messenger RNA, 537 nt
Organism: Trichomonas vaginalis G3
Lineage: Eukaryota; Parabasalia; Trichomonadida; Trichomonadidae
Product: RNA binding
Exons: 1
Coding region: 1-537 (178 amino acids)
Molecular function (GO): RNA binding
Source: RefSeq, a predicted model, not a curated record
AUGGCUUAUACUUUGGUAAUAUUUCCUAUUACUAUCUUUAGUAGGAAAGCAUUGGAAACAUCGUUAAAUGAAAUCGGGCCAUUAAUUGAACUUUAUAUUCCGAAGAAAAGCAUUAAUCAAAAGAGACAGAGUUACGCUUUGGCCCGAUUCUUAGAUAAGGAAACUGUUGAUAAAACAAUUAAGGAAUUUGAUGGAAAGGAGAUUAAUGGCGUUAAAAUUUGUUGUCGAUUGCUUGAGAAUGGCAGAUUAACUAGUAAAGAUAAAGCUGAUAUCAGCAAAUCAAAUUUACCAGUAUACUUAGAAAAUAUUGAGAAAUCUCUUUCAAAUGAAGUUUAUUUAAAAUAUGUUAAGAGAAAAAUGAAUUCAAAAGCAACAAAAUUCGAAGAUAGGUAUCUUUCUGCAACUGCUUAUCCAAAAGGAAUGGAAGAAUUUGCUUCGAAAGACCAAAGAGAUUUGAAGCCUCUUGGACAUGGAAAAACUUUUUGGUCAUGGCAGUAUGUUCCUCAAGAAACUAUUAACAAAAUUAUCAAAAAAUAA